Molecule: messenger RNA, 605 nt
Organism: Phyllopteryx taeniolatus (common seadragon)
Lineage: Eukaryota; Metazoa; Chordata; Actinopteri; Syngnathiformes; Syngnathidae
Product: L-serine dehydratase/L-threonine deaminase-like
Biological process (GO): L-threonine catabolic process; L-serine catabolic process
Molecular function (GO): L-serine ammonia-lyase activity; threonine deaminase activity
Source: RefSeq, a predicted model, not a curated record
AUGUCGCCGUGGGAGGGCCACACGUCUCUGCUGCAGGAACUGGAGCAAGACCUGAAGGAGAAGCGAGGCCUGCUCAACGGGGUAGUGGAGGGUCUGCGGCGGCCCGUCGUCGCCAUGGAGACCGUAGGCGCUCAUAGCCUCAAUGCAACCACGAAGGCAGGGAAGCUUGUCACUUUGCCGGCCAUCGCCAGUGUUGCUACCACGCUAGGCCUGACGUGGGUCUCUGCACAGACUCUUCAACUGGUGCAGGAGCACACGGUCUUCUCAGAAAUAAUCAUAGACCGGGAGGCCGUAAAGGCCGUGGAGCGCUUUUUAGAUGAUGAGAAGAUUCUGGUGGAGCCCGCCUGUGGCGCUGCCCUGGCCGCUGUCUCCAGUGAUGUCAUCAAAAGGCUGCAGGACAAGGGCAAGCUGGAGAGGCAGCUGGUUCUGGUGGUCUUUAAUCGCUACAUGCAAAUUAAUGUUGCUGCCAAUCAUUGACCCAUGCCAGGGAUUAAUAAUAUAAUGAUCAAAUAUAAUGAUUUAAAAAAAAUAAAGUUGUGCUGUUAUGUAAAUAUAUUGGACUAUUGUAUUUUGGACUGAAGUAGCCAUUUUAAAAAUCAAUUAAU